AUGAAAUUCUUCCUCGUGUCUUGCCUCGUUGCCGGCGCUUGUGCCCGUGGUUUUGGAGGCUUCGGCUCUUCUGAGGAGCAAGGAGGCUUCGGAGGAGGUCGUGGAGGAAAGGUUCCGCUCCAGAACCCCUUCCCCUUCCUCAAGGAGGUCAACAACCAAAGCUGCGUUCAGAGCUUCUUCGCAACUGCCUACUCGAAGAAUCUGACGCUCACUCAAAUCGAGACCGAGUUGACUAGCUGGGCUUCAUCUUGCGGCGUUAGCACCCAAUACCAAGAGUUCGUCACCAAGAUGCAAGCCUUCGAGGAUGAGCUGAAGCAGAACAUCACCACUCUGGCUACGGAUUUGCCCAAUGUCCUUCAACAGAUCGAGACCAUCGUCAGCAACAAGGACCAGACCGCUGAGCAGCUCGAGGAGGCCAUCAAGGAGUUCAUCAACACGACCCUCGCCAAGGAGCCAGCUCAAAUGGGCCCUGUUCUUCUCGCCGUCUUCGGACUUGGAGGAAUUGGUGGACGUCAGGGUGGACAUGGAAUGGGACGUGGUGGAUUCGGUGGACAAGGCCAUGGACACUUCGGAGGCCAACAGGGUGGAUUCGGAAACCAGAACGGUGGAUUCGGAGGACAGCAGGGAGGAUUCCAGAACGGCGGCCAAGGAUCUUUCGGUGGCCAGGGACGUGGAUCUUUCGGAGGACAGGGACAAGGACAGGGACAACAGAUCUUCGGCCAGCAGGGAAACAACGGAUUCGGAUUC
Mesorhabditis spiculigera is the source of this 747-nucleotide messenger RNA. NCBI's taxonomy places the organism in Eukaryota, Metazoa, Nematoda, Chromadorea, Rhabditida, Rhabditidae. The record is from the annotation of a GenBank genome assembly.